UCUCUCUCAUGAUUGGUCCAGGUGGAAGAGCAGAGCCCUCGGAUUGGCUGCCGGCUCUAUUCGGGUGGCUCUAGGACAGGUUAUGGUUUAGGCCGCGGCUGGAGCCAGGGGCUGUCAGUUGGGUUCGUUGCGGAGUCAGGUCCGCUGGAAAAUGGGGGGCCGGGCACUGCGGACUCUGCUGGUUUUUGGCCUUUCCUGUGGGGUCAUAGCGACUCUUAUCGGAUACGGAGCAUCCCAGACCGUGACUGAUAAUGAAGAUGAAGGUGACACUGAAGACAUCCCGGAGAUUCCAGUACCUGACCCAGAGACGGAGUCUGCGUACCCCACUGGAGACCAACCAAAGUCCGAGUCCUUACAUGUGCCCGAUUCUGUGGAGCAGGAGAACGAGAAGUCCGCAUGGUGGGCUGAGAGUGAGGUCCCGCAGGACAAUACUGAGACUGAUGUAGGGGCAGCAGAGCGUUCUUGGUCCUCGGAGUCUGUAAAUCCAGACCUGGAGACACCACAGGCUGAAUCUGACACAACCUCUGAGACCACACAGACUGUCACUUUCCUGGACAUCACCGACGGUCUGGAGGAGGAAGGGGGGUCCGAGAGCUUGUCUCUGGAUAUGGGCUCUUGGCAGGAAGAUACAACGGAUCAGGAGAAGAGAGAGGCGGAUAAAGCAGAGCUCCAGAAAACAGUCAUCGGCGGCACCUCUGACGGGGAACCCUGCCACUUCCCCUUCCUGUUCAUGGAGAGAGAAUACGCAGAGUGCACUUCUGACGGGCGAGAGGAUGGCAGGCUGUGGUGCGCAACCACUUAUGACUACAAGAGCGACCUGAAGUGGGGUUUCUGUGAAACGGAAGAACAGGCCGCUAAAAGGCGACAGAUGCAGGACGCCGAGGACCUUUACCAGUUGGGGAUGAAAAUACUGAACGAGAGCACAAAGAGAUCUCAGAAGAAAGAGGCUUUCCAGUAUUUCCUGAAAGCCUCUGACUUGAACCAUGGAAAAGCGAUGGAGAAGGUGGCUUAUGCGUUACUGUUUGGGGACCCUCUGAAACAGAAUAUCCCUGACGCCAAGGAUCUCCUAGAGAAACUGACUGAGCAGGGAUCACCUAGAGGGCAAACGGCUCUGGGAUUCCUGUAUGCAUCUGGUCUAGGCGUGAAUUCCAGUCAAGCAAAGGCCCUGGUGUAUUACACGUUUGGCGCGCUGGGAGGGAAUCUGAUUGCGCACAUGGUUCUGGGUUAUCGCUACUGGGCUGGGAUCGGUGUUCUACAAAGCUGUGAAUCUGCCCUCACACAUUACCGCUUGGUGGCAAAUCAUGUGGCAAGUGACAUCUCGCUCACAGGCGGCACGGUGGUGCAGAGGAUUCGCCUGGCGGAUGAGGUGGAAAACCCCGGCAUGGCUAGCGGAAUGCUGGAGGAAGAUUUGAUCCAGUAUUACCAAUUUCUGGCUGAGAAGGGAGAUGUCCAAGCUCAGGUAGGACUGGGGCAGCUACACCUACACGGGGGACGUGGAGUGGAGCAAAAUCACCAGAGAGCUUUCGAAUACUUCAAUCAAGCGGCCAAUGCUGGGAACUCUCACGCCAUGGCGUUCCUGGGAAAGAUGUAUUCCGAGGGCAGCGACACCGUGUUGCAGAGCAAUGAAACCGCUCUACAGUACUUCAAGAAAGCUGCAGAUAUGGGAAACCCCGUUGGUCAGAGUGGUCUGGGCAUGGCGUACCUGUACGGCAGAGGAGUCCCUGUGAACUACGACCUGGCGCUGAAGUAUUUCCAGAAAGCCGCUGAGCAGGGCUGGGUGGACGGGCAGCUCCAGCUGGGCUCCAUGUAUUACAAUGGUGUCGGAGUAAAGAGAGAUUAUAAACAAGCUCUGAAGUAUUUUAACCUGGCGUCCCAAGGGGGUCACAUUUUGGCAUUCUACAAUCUGGCUCAGAUGCACGCCACUGGCACCGGAGUCCUGCGAUCCUGCCAGACUGCAGUAGAACUGUUUAAGAACGUGUGUGAGCGCGGCCGCUGGUCGGAGAGGUUGAUGAAUGCGUAUAACAGCUACAAGAAUGGGAACUCCAACACAGCCGUCGUGCAGUACCUGUUAUUGGCUGAACAGGGCUAUGAGGUGUCGCAGAGCAACGCGGCCUUCAUCCUGGACCAGCAAGAAGCCAGUCUGUUUGGUGAGAACGAGACUUUCCCAAGAGCUCUCCUGCACUGGAACCGGGCAGCCGCACAAGGUUGGUUCUCUAGAGGAUACACGGUGGCUCGGCUGAAGUUGGGGGAUUAUCAUUUCUACGGCUACGGAACGGAGGUAGAUUAUGAGACGGCAUUUAUCCACUACCGCCUGGCCUCUGAACAGCAGCACAGCGCCCAAGCCAUGUUUAACCUAGCAUACAUGCAUGAAAAGGGCCUGGGCAUCAAGCAGGACAUCCAUUUGGCCAAGCGAUUCUACGAUAUGGCGUCUGAGGCCAGCCCGGAUGCCCAGGUUCCCGUGUUUCUGGCACUGUGUAAACUGGGCAUCCUGUACUCGCUGCAGUACCUCCGAGAGAUGAAUGUGAAGGAGAUGCUCUUGCACGUAGAUAUGGACCAGUUACUGGGGCCAGAGUGGGACUUGUACCUCAUGACUAUCAUCGCCUUGCUGCUUGGGACAGUCAUUGCAUAUCGGCAACGGCAGCCGCAGGUAGUGCCAAGACCCCCAACGCCUGUGCCGAGACCACCGCAAGACCCUGCCCCCGCACAACAAGACCAACCCCAGCAGCCUCAGGAAGCUCAGCAACCACAGUGAGAACAUUGUUUCACGUUACCACAGACUGUCAUGGCGGUGGCUCGUUUCGGCGUAGGGUCUGGACAUAUGCAACCACUUGGCAACACUGACGGAUCUCUGAAGCGAAACAAGAUUCCUUCUGGGUUUUGCCACCUCUCAUUUAUUUUGGUUGUUCUACGCUGUAUAAAGAAAUCUAUUUUAAGCAGCGGAGCACAGUCCGCCGGGAUCGCCACUAUUUAUUAAAGACUUCCAGCAACCAAGAGGGCAAAAAACUUUACUGAAGAAAUAUUCUGAGAGAGCUUAUUAUUUUAUCGUAAACUCCGGGCUUCUGUAAAAGCGCCAACAGUUUGUCGUCAUCCACCUGACCACACAGCCGUUCUGCUGCCGGCCUGCCUCUGGUUAACGUGGCCUGACUGGUGACGUGUUUGACCUGGCGUACGGGUAUUAUUUGCUCCUACAAAUUGUCCUGGACCCUCCGUUAUCUCAGCAACACCUUGUUCGCCAAUAGCAGCGUCUUCAUUGUUUCAUUAUUAUUUUGUAGAGCCCGCCCCCCCCCCCCCCCCCAUUACAGUUGUCUUUCUUCCUGGCACCUGAGCGAACGUUUUGAUGCACUAAGGACUCUGUAUUGUUCCGGUAACUGCUGGCUUGUGGACUAUGUCAGAUGUUUGCUGUGUGCCCAUCGCUACCUGCAGUACACAUGCUGAAGUUCCCGCAGCCUAGUGACUGGGAAGUGCUGCUGUGUUUCUUAAUGAUAAGUGCAGGGCUUAGCAGGGGCUGUAAAUUAUGACCAGGCUUGUGAGUUUUAUUUAAGUAAUAAAAUCCGUAAAAGGAA
Molecule: messenger RNA, 3563 nt
Organism: Pseudophryne corroboree (corroboree frog)
Lineage: Eukaryota; Metazoa; Chordata; Amphibia; Anura; Myobatrachidae
Gene: SEL1L
Product: SEL1L adaptor subunit of SYVN1 ubiquitin ligase
Exons: 21
Coding region: 152-2752 (866 amino acids)
Biological process (GO): ERAD pathway
Cellular component (GO): endoplasmic reticulum membrane
Molecular function (GO): protein binding
Source: RefSeq, a predicted model, not a curated record